AAAAGAAUCAGUGUCAAACAUAUAACAUGCUAGAAAAAUAAUAAUCACUGUACGUUUGUCGUGUGUUCUGAAGUCUGUCAAUCAUCAUUAGAGCGCCACCCUCAGGCUGAAUGACGUACGGACAUUAGAAUUCUGCCAAAAGUGUGUCUGAUGUGCGAUUAGAAGAAAAUAAACCUUACAAAAAUGGUUAUCUUAAGAAUCUGCCCUACCAACUGCAUAUUAUAUAUAUACUAUACCUUAGACAUCGUGUGUAACACUGAUGACACGCCAAGAGAGGCGUGCUUCAGAUCUGCUAUAAAACACUAGGAAGCGCCCUCAGUCCGUCAGAACACCUGAGAUCACAGGAGCCGCGCUGUCAGUCAAACCCUCACAAGAAAUACCGAGUCUGUCAGAGGAAGAUGCACUCUCAUCAGUUCAUGUUCAUGAUCAUUUCUGUGAUGUGGAUAGUGACAGUCACAGAUGCAAAUCCAUACAAACCAGACACAGACAUCCCUGCAGAGGACAUGACCAAAUACUACACCGCCCUGCGGCACUAUAUCAAGCUCAUCACACGACAAAGGUAUGGGAAAAGAAACAGUCCUGAACCCAUGUUCCUGAGUCUGUUGUUGAGAGAGACACCAGGAAGCAUUCCUGAGCUGACAUAUGAGGAAGCAGACACUGAACAUGACAGCAUCAGAUUCAAGGAAAUGCCAGUUUGGAGAUUUUUGUCACCCACCAAACGAUGUCAACGAUGACCAGAGAGUGGCAGUGUGCAGCUUUAAACCAUUGAUACUGCCUUCAUUAUGUUCUGUACUAUUAAAUUCAUUAACAGUAUUUGUGAAUUAAAAGCAUUGCAGAAAUCAA
Megalobrama amblycephala (Wuchang bream) is the source of this 843-nucleotide messenger RNA. Its product is annotated as pro-neuropeptide Y-like. The transcript is spliced from 4 exons. Gene Ontology annotation, cellular component: extracellular region. Gene Ontology annotation, biological process: neuropeptide signaling pathway; feeding behavior. Gene Ontology annotation, molecular function: neuropeptide Y receptor binding; neuropeptide hormone activity. The record is from RefSeq and is a predicted model, not a curated record. The coding region runs from base 399 to 734 and encodes 111 amino acids. NCBI's taxonomy places the organism in Eukaryota, Metazoa, Chordata, Actinopteri, Cypriniformes, Xenocyprididae.